AUGCGCAGGACGCUGUGGAAGUCGACGGCCUCGCUGGGCAGGCCAGCCACGCCACUGCCGCCAUUCGUCGGUGGGGCGGUCGAGGCUGAGGAAAGCGACACCAGAGAGGGUGUCGGACUAACGGCGAAGGUGCUCUGGGUCACCCGGGUCGCUGAUCCUGAGCGCCUGGGGCAGCACUGGUGGGUCUUGGUGGAUGAAGGCGCCGAUGGGCUCGGCCAUGGAGGCGCUCUCGAGGCGCACGACGCUGGCCGGCUUGAGCAGAAGGAAGACAGCCAGAGAGGGUGCUGGAUCAUCCCAUCAUCUUCUCUAGGUGGCGAGGGGCAGGACAUGAGCAUUGAUCGCAGUGCCGGGCGUGUCGGACGCAGAGGUGCCAUGGGCCGUGCUUGUCCGUUGAUCAGCCGUCGGGCCGCGGAAGUGGUCGAGGCCGAGGACUCCGCCUACGAGGGGCCCCGGCGCCUCGCACAGAAGACGCCGACUCGCCCGCUCGUGGAGGCGCAUCUGCCCGCCACGUGCUCGCGGGCGUCCGCGGCAAGCACCAAGGCCCUUCGGGAUGCCAUCGCGGAGGCCGCCCACGCCUCCCGUCUCUCCUGGUGUGCAUCGUUUGCGGUGAGGGCGGCGGAGCACGAUGCCAUGCCCUACGAAAACGCAGACCAGCUCGCCAGAUGGUGGUGGUUCUGCCAGCGGGUCUGGACGAAUGAAAACGACAUGAGGGCAACGUACAAGCACAUGAAGAUCCGCACAUCCUCUGCGAUCGCCUCGAUGGCGUUUGCCUGGGCGGCGGCGCAGCAGGUCCCAGAGACCCUGGGAAGGUACCAGGAGGCCCUGGAGCGUUUCGGCAAGAUCGAGCGCGGGCACGGGGUGGGCUUCGCAGCCUUCAACCUGUGGAUGUACUACGUGGAUCCACAGCGCUUCGCCGCUUCCCCGAAGCGCUUCGAGCAGGGGAUACCGCUGCUGGAGCAGGGCCUCCAGAGGAACACGGCCGUGCCCCAUGGGCUGAACGCGGUGGGCUACGCGUACGCGAGCCUGCAGAUGCUCCAGGAGGCGCAGGAUUGGCUUGCCAAGGGGCUGGAGUACGACCCAGACAACCCCGUCAUCUGGAACAACAUCGCGGCAGUGUGGAUGCUCGCCGGCGCCUUCCAGAACGCGGCACAGGGCCUGGAGAAAGCGCUGACGUUGGAGCCGUCGAACCCGAUGGUGGUGCACAACGUCCUGCUGCUGAGGCGCGCGGCCGAGCCAGGCGUGGGCAGCGGCGUGCUGGACGCCGCCCCGCAGCUGGAGCUGUUCUUCUCGCGCACCACGUGA
Messenger RNA from Prorocentrum cordatum, 1302 nucleotides. Lineage: Eukaryota; Dinophyceae; Prorocentrales; Prorocentraceae. The record is from the annotation of a GenBank genome assembly.